Messenger RNA from Penicillium arizonense, 1908 nucleotides. RefSeq lists its product as uncharacterized. Gene Ontology annotation, biological process: DNA integration. Bases 1 to 1908 code for a protein of 635 amino acids. The record is from RefSeq and is a predicted model, not a curated record. Lineage: Eukaryota; Fungi; Ascomycota; Eurotiomycetes; Eurotiales; Aspergillaceae. Gene Ontology annotation, molecular function: nucleic acid binding. The transcript has 6 exons.
AUGUCCGAUGCCGCCGCCAUGGACCGCGGUAGAAAUGAAAGAAAUACCCCGGGUGACGACUCGAGGUACCCUGAAUUAGAUGUCGGAGACACCUUCGACAUUGGUGACGAGCCAGUAGGCGCAGCUGCAGGCGUCGUUCAUCAUCAAGGCUCACGCCUACCAAAACCGCCAAAGUGUGAUCUAUCUGCUAUCGAAAAACUGUCUAGUACGGAGACCGAUCCGACUGAAUGGAUGAUGCAAGUGGAGGACACGCUAGAACCAAUGAUACUCGGAGACUUAAUCAACCUAUCGUUGCCUCGGCCAGAAAUCGAUGACCCAUCUUACCGCCUCGCAGAGAGACCAAAGAUGGCCGAUAUUCUUUUUGAUGAGCUCGUUAGCUAUGCGCGGGGAGGAGAGAGAUCAGACAACCUGAUGAUCGACAUUUACAAGCUCGCGGACAUGAAGAGAGAGCACUUUAGCUCCGCAGAGGAAUACAUCACGAGUUAUCAGAGGCAGAUCAGCGUCCUACGCCGUGUCAAGCUAGCGCCAUUGCCAUUUCACGCCAUUGCAAUAAUGCUCCGUGAGGUCGAGGAAGAGCUCCCGGGCAUGGCUUUUAUGAAGGAGGCAUUGCAAAAAAUUAGCUCGGCGCGUGAGAAAUCAGCCCGCCAAGCCGACCGACGCGAGACCAGUGAUCCUACGUCUCAGAAGACCUAUGCUUCCGACCGACACGACUAUGCCGGCCGAGGAAGAGGCCGUGGCCGUGGCCGUGGUGGAUACAACCGUGGCAGCCAGCGUGGCCGUGGACGCGGAGGAGGUGGAAACAAUGGAUUAUCGCAUAAAGAGCACGCCGAUCGUGGAAGCUCUUACGGCAAUUUAACCGGCAUCGCAUCAGCCCGGAACGCAUCCCCGAAAGGAAAGGAUAUCUACAGAUACGCGAAGGAAUGCCGUGAAGCUGAGAAACAACGUAUCGAUGCGCUUCGUGACCGUAAGGACAGCAAGGGCAGAGUCUCAUUGGCUAUUGAAACGCUUGCCGAGGAGGAUCAGACCAUCACUGUUAUUGAGGCUAUAACUGGUUCUAUUGCUGAAAAAGCGGGGGACGGUUUUUCGGCCGGAAAGGCAGGUGAAGACGGUUGGUUGCUAGAUAGUGGUGCCACCAAGUCUAUCACCGGCAACAUCAAUGACUUUGUCGAAUACCACCAGUGGGACGCAGGCCAAAUGCGAUAUGCUUACAGCGACGUCUAUAGCAAGCUCACUAAGUCUAGCGGAUGGGGAAUACUUCUUAUCCGUGCCGAGCUGCCUAACGGACGUAUCAAUAAAGCAUUGGUGAAAGGAUACCUUGACACCUCAGUCCCGAUCGGCAACAAGCUGCUGUCUACCGAGCAUUUAGCAAAGCAUACGGAAUGCAUUACAAUUCACGCACUAAGAAACUUGAAAAUGCCGACGGAUCAACCUUUGCAUAAAGGUGAUACUCUCGAAGAUCAGGAAUUUAACUACGAUGCCUGCAUGAAAGGCAAAUCAGUCCGUGAGGUCUCGAGAACCCUACAACUUCGCUGCCAGGACGCUGCAUGGAAAUUCCACGUAGAUACUCAGACAAUGACACCUCUCGGACCCUAUGAUAAUGGCACCGAAUUCACCAAAUUCAUUAAGUGGGCAGAGAAGAAAGGCAUAAAAUUCGAAUUCACACCUCCCUACACUGCAGAGCCCAAUAGCAUCAUCGAGCGCACCGGCGGCUAUGUCAAUGAAAUGGCUAGGGUAAUGGUACUCGAUGCCGCGCUGCCUGAGAAGCUAUGGCCACGCGCUAUAGAUGCAGCAAUUUACACUAUCAACCGCCUUGCUAGCCCGAAAACUGGAAAAUCGCCUAUUCAGCUAUGCAGGGAGAACCUCAAUAUCAUUAAUGCCAAGCCUAGUCUCACGCACCUACGACCAUAG